AUGCAGACCCCGGAGCCCCGCGGCCCCCCAGGCCUCGAGGGGCUCCUGGCAGCCGUCGGCUUCGCAGGCGGCCAUGGCAGGGGGCUGCUGCCGCCUCCCCCUCCGACCCUCGGCGGUCCUUCGCCUCCCCCCGGGAUGAAUCCCGACUACUCGGCGGAGGGACCGUCCGAGCCUCCCAAGCAGUGCCCCGUGGCGCCGCCGCCGUCCCUGGCCGCCCCGCCGGGUCCCGCCGCCUCCGCCCCGCUGCCCUACGGAUACUUCGGCAGUAGCUACUACUCCUGCCGCGUCGCCCGCAGCUCCCUGAAAGCUGGCCCGACCCAGGGUCCCUUCCCCGCCGAGAAGUACCUGGAUCCUCCCGCAGACAGUGAGGACUUCCAGAGCCGCCCCGCCGAGUUUGCCUUCUACCCCGGCUACGGGACCCCUUACCAGACCGUCGCCGGUUACCUAGACGUGUCGGUGGUACCCGGGCUGGGGGGCCCGGAGGAGGCCCGGCAUGAGACUCUGCUGCCCGUGGACGGUUACCAUCAGCCGUGGGCUCUGGGUGGCGGUUGGAGCAGCCAGAUGUGCUUCCCCAAAGAGCAGGGACAGGCUGGGUACCUCCUGAAAUCCACCUUUGCAGACUCCUCCGGGCCGCUUCCUCCUGAGGGCUGCUCCUUCCGCCGAGGCCGCAAGAAAAGGGUCCCGUACAGCAAGGGGCAGCUGAAGGAGCUGGAGAAGGAGUACGCCAGCAGCAAGUUCAUCACCCGCAACAAGAGGAGGAAGAUCGCCGCCGCCACCAACCUCACGGAGCGACAGAUCACCAUCUGGUUCCAGAACAGGCGAGUGAAAGAGAAAAAAGUCGUGGCCAAAAUCAAAGGCAGCAACAGCAGUCCGUGA
Molecule: messenger RNA, 876 nt
Organism: Colius striatus (speckled mousebird)
Lineage: Eukaryota; Metazoa; Chordata; Aves; Coliiformes; Coliidae
Product: homeobox protein Hox-B13-like
Exons: 2
Coding region: 1-876 (291 amino acids)
Biological process (GO): regulation of transcription by RNA polymerase II
Molecular function (GO): RNA polymerase II cis-regulatory region sequence-specific DNA binding; DNA-binding transcription factor activity, RNA polymerase II-specific
Source: RefSeq, a predicted model, not a curated record